UAUCUUCAGUAAAGCCACAAAUUAUAUUUAACUUUUUGAUUUACUUUUUUUUUCCCCUCAUAAUAUUAUUUUGUCUCUUUCCCCCGCUCGCCGCCGUCUGCGUAACGGUCGCCACCCGCAUUCCACCGAUCAGUCCGUUUCCUUUCGCCGAACGUCUCGAAACCAGCUACCCUCGAACUCUACCUACAGUAUUUCGAUUCCGUUACAUUCUCAGGAGAGUUUGUAAGUUCGAUUUCAAAUCCAAAUUCGUAGACUGAGGAUGAUGGAUAUUACUCCAGCUUAGUCCUCUGCUUUUGAUUCUAAUGUAAUGCAUUUGAGUUUUAUGGAGUCAUCUCGCCGCCGAGACUAGUCUCAUUUUAACCAGUAGAAGGAUUAAGGAACGUAGAUCUCGUACAGUAAUCCACAUUCGUUCCUCUCGGAUUCUCAAGUUUGAAAGGAUGAUUGGAUCAUUUCUAACAAGAGGACUUGUAAUGGUAUUUGGAUAUGCAUAUCCUGCUUAUGAAUGCUACAAAGCGGUUGAGAAGAAUAAACCUGAGAUUCAACAGCUUCGUUUCUGGUGCCAGUAUUGGAUUUUGGUGGCUGCUUUGACCAUUUUCGAAAGAGUUGGGGAUACUUUUGCUUCCUGGGUUCCGCUCUACUGCGAGGCAAAGCUGGCUUUUUUCAUAUAUCUUUGGUUCCCCAAGACCAGAGGAACGACCUACGUUUAUGACUCUUUCUUUAGACCAUAUGUUGCAAAGCACGAAAAUGAAAUUGACCGCAACUUGGUUGAGCUGAGGACCAAAGCUGGAGACAUGGCAGUGUUGUUCUGUAGAAAAGCAGUUUGCUAUGGACAAACAAGAUUCACUGAGAUCCUGCACUUUGUUGCUCUUCAAUCAACACCAAAACCUCAACCUAAGGAAAAGAAGCAGCCAGCACCAAAAGAGGAGGAGACGAAGCAACCAGAUCUUAAGACGAGCCAAACAGCUUCUUCCACUCCUCAAGCAAGUCCAAAAGGACCAAAACCUAAGAAACCACUGCUUCUAACCAAAGAACCUAUAGCGGUCAAGCCUACUUCAUCUCCACGGAAGCAGCUGCAGCCACAACAACAGACAGAAACCAAGGAAGCACAACCCAGCGUGUCUCAAACCAAACUCACUCCUACCCCACCACCAUCACCUUCACCCGCCACCACUAAACCAAACGCUGAUUCUGCACAGCCACCAUCAAAAACAGAGGUGGAGAAAGCGCCAGAGAUUGUUGAUGCAGCGUUACCAGCGUCAGAGAUUCAGCGGGCGUCAUCUUCGAAAGAGACGAUAAUGGAGGAGACACUUAGGGUGACUCGUGGGAGUCUGAGAAAAGCUCGAUCAAUGGGGAACACGCUAAAGGAAAAAUAGAACAGUAAAACAUAGAAGUUCAAAACUCUGUCUGGUUUUCAAUGGUGACUGAAGUCAACUUAAUCGAUUUUGUUUUUGGAAAAAAAUGGUGUCGUUUGUCUUUUAAUCAGAUGUAAAUUGUUCAGACUUGUUACUAAUCUUUGAUUGAUUUCUUUAAAAAAAGAUUAAAUUAAAAAAAUAAAAUUAUUCCG
Molecule: messenger RNA, 1564 nt
Organism: Brassica rapa (field mustard)
Lineage: Eukaryota; Viridiplantae; Streptophyta; Magnoliopsida; Brassicales; Brassicaceae
Product: HVA22-like protein h
Source: RefSeq, a predicted model, not a curated record